GGGCAUAAAUAGUUUGUUUUUAUUAUUUGCGUUGACUAGUGGAUUGGUGUGUUUUAACUUCCCGGCAAUGUUUUCGAGUUCUUGUUUCCCAACGUAAUGUACAACGCCCUGGCGCUUAUAACGACGUGAUUACAACAGUUCACAGAAUGCCACGCCGCAAGAAACGAACCCGCCAACAUCGCGGCGAUGCUGAAGACGAGGAAUCCGUAGAUGACGUUGACAGCACUCCACCUAAAGCUGAACCACUUUCGCCAGCUUCCAAAGAAGCGGACGUGCUUCCCACCUCCGGAUCACUUUUGCCAGAGGAGCAGUUCAGGCUGUGCUGCAAGAACUGCAACAAGACCUUUCCAGACGACGAGUCGCUUGAAGCCCACAUCCGUUUCCACCAACUCACGCUCUUCUCCUCCCACGGUGGUGCCCAGAAGACCUUCCUCGUCCGCAUCACGGUCAAGGAUCCCGUGGAGCCCCGCAAGUUUGUCUGCGACAUCUGCAAGAAAGUCUGCCUGUACAAGCACCACCUGCAGAAGCACAUGCGGGUGCACAUCUCGGAGCGGCGGGAGCGCUACCAGUGCGACAUCUGCAAGAAGACGUACCACGACGUCUGGUACAUGAAGCGCCACAAGCGGACGCACUUCGGUGUCCGCCCGUUUGCCUGCGAGGUGUGCGGGAAAGGCUUCGGCCACAAAUUUCACCUGAACCACCACAUGCGGAUGCACCCGUCGUGCGCCGACUGCCGCAGGUACUUUCAGAAGGGAGUGGAGUUGGAGCUGCACCGUGCAUCGGAACAUGUUGGCUGAUCCGGACCAGAGUUGUCGUAUUGGUAGACGUUGGCUCAUUUGGGGAACUCUGUACUCUGUUCACGUGUGAAGGUGCGUACGCUCCGUGUCAGGUGCGAUUUCGGCCGUGACAAAGUCUUCCACAUAUCUGAAACCAUUGUUUACGUUGAUACGUUUACUGGUGGCACAAAAGACAUUUCAGAUUUUUACCUGCUUUCAUAGUGAAAAUAGCCUCGUUGCACAUGCAGCAUAGCUCUUUUUCUUAUAACAAAACUCAUAACAAAUUUUUUUCAUAACAAAAAUAACAAUUUCAUUGAACGUUUCGCCUCCCAUGUAUUUUCCAUCCCCGGUCCCUCCCGAAAUCGUCCAUAAUAACGAGACAAAAAUGCGUGUAUUUACCCAGUUUGUUUCCGAAAAGAUUUUCUGUAUAAUGGGGAGUCUAUAUAGUGGUGCGUAUAGUAACAAAACAUGGCUGUAAUUUACGCCGUUUCUGAAAAAGUCGGUUAGCAGACGAAAACAUACUUUGCCGUACAGCAUGUAUGGGAAUUUCUGCAACUGUGUAUAGGGUAUUUUCACAUGACAGUAAUCCACCAUAUUGUGUUAGAAUGAGUCAAUGAUGAAAUGUUUUGUUUAUCAGAAAAAAAAAAGAGUUGAUGAAACAUAAGUUUUCAUGCAGUACCAAUUUGAGGGCGCCGUGUGAAUGCUUGAAAUACUUGCCUUCAGGAUGUGGCACAUAGCUGACGACAACAAAACGGUGGACGAAAAUGUGCCAGUGAAAACGCCUUAUAUCUAGUGACGUUGGUAUUCGUGGUAUGUGACAGUUGGAUUGUUCUGUGUCAAUCUGCAAGCGAUUCGGCGCAUGUGACAAUGGUUUUGGGGAUCAUAACAAUUUUGAGGAGAGACGUGAGCUCGAGCCAGACUAUGCAGCUGUAUAUAUCAGCUAAUUCUGGCUAGAGUGCAAAGACAUAUGUUAUCUGGCAGCCAUGUUCUGCAUCUGAGGUCUGCUAUUUUUGCAGUUUCAUAGCCUCUGAAGCUUACGUUGAUGACAAGCUUUGUCAGUUAUUUGAUUUCUUGUCAAGUCAUUAUUCAGUGUUCUAAGAACUAGACUCGGUGCUUAUGAGUAGUGUUACAUCUGCAGCACAAAUUAUCAUAUCCAGAGAAGUCUUUAGGCUUCGUCACAUGUAGAUGUUUUGUUGGAAAAUGCUUACUGCAGGAUUGUUUUCUUUUUUUACGAAUGUUUUUCUUCUAGUGCAUUAUACACCGUGGAAUGCGCAGGGCUGCCACAGAAUUUGCAAUGUUCCCAACAUAUUUUUGUCUUUACACAUUCUUAUUGUGGAUAAUUUACUGGGCAAAAUAUUUUUGAUGUUUCAGAGCUGUUUGCGCAUUUUCACGCGGGACUUUGAGUUAACUUUGUAGCACCUUUGCCAGCCUUAUAGAAGACUUCUACAUUUUUUUUUAUGCUGAUAUGUCACAGUGGUGCUUCACAGAUUGUUUAUUUUUGUGGAAUAAAGAUAUAUUUUUAUGCA
This is a messenger RNA of Ixodes scapularis (black-legged tick), 2302 nucleotides long. RefSeq names its product zinc finger protein 527. The record is from RefSeq and is a predicted model, not a curated record. Gene Ontology annotation, molecular function: RNA polymerase II cis-regulatory region sequence-specific DNA binding; DNA-binding transcription factor activity. NCBI's taxonomy places the organism in Eukaryota, Metazoa, Arthropoda, Arachnida, Ixodida, Ixodidae. Gene Ontology annotation, biological process: regulation of transcription by RNA polymerase II. The coding region runs from base 147 to 797 and encodes 216 amino acids. The transcript has 3 exons.